AUGGCGACCAGCCCACUACCCGGUCCCACCGAUAUCUUGUUGCCCUCCCCGUCCAGCGCGUACCCACCGGACCCCAUGAAUCAACCGAGGGCCGGUCACAGCGCCAUGAAACCCAACCAAGUGGGGCAAGUGAUCCUUUAUGGCAUCCCCAUCGUCUCUUUGGUCAUCGACGGGCAAGAGAGGCUGUGUUUAGCUCAAAUUUCCAACACCCUCCUCAAAAACUUCAGCUAUAACGAGAUCCACAACCGACGGGUGGCUUUGGGCAUCACUUGUGUCCAGUGCACACCAGUUCAACUGGAAAUCCUCCGCCGGGCUGGGGCGAUGCCUAUCUCCUCUCGCCGUUGCGGUAUGAUCACCAAGAGGGAAGCAGAAAGGCUUUGCAAGUCUUUUUUGGGGGAGAACCGGCCCCCUAAAUUGCCGGAUAACUUCGCUUUCGACGUAUCCCACGAAUGCGCAUGGGGUUGCCGAGGGAGUUUCAUCCCAGCUCGUUACAACAGCUCCAGGGCCAAAUGCAUCAAGUGCAGCUACUGCAGCAUGUACUUCUCCCCCAACAAAUUCAUCUUCCAUUCCCACCGCACCCCCGACGCCAAAUACACCCAACCCGACGCCGCCAACUUCAAUUCUUGGCGCCGCCACCUCAAGCUCACCGACAAAACCCCUCAAGACGAGCUGGUUUUCGCUUGGGAGGAUGUCAAGGCCAUGUUUAACGGG
Pterocles gutturalis (yellow-throated sandgrouse) is the source of this 711-nucleotide messenger RNA. It is a transcript of the gene SKOR2, whose product is annotated as SKI family transcriptional corepressor 2. Gene Ontology annotation, cellular component: nucleus; transcription regulator complex. Gene Ontology annotation, molecular function: SMAD binding; RNA polymerase II cis-regulatory region sequence-specific DNA binding; DNA-binding transcription factor activity, RNA polymerase II-specific. The transcript has a single exon. Gene Ontology annotation, biological process: negative regulation of transcription by RNA polymerase II; negative regulation of BMP signaling pathway. The annotation marks the transcript as partial. Lineage: Eukaryota; Metazoa; Chordata; Aves; Pterocliformes; Pteroclidae. The record is from RefSeq and is a predicted model, not a curated record.